GCACUACAGGCUACGAGGCGGCCUAUUAGGUAUACCAGCGGCUUCAGAACCACGCGAGCCUGAAAAACAAAUGGGCGAUUUUCCUGAAACGACUGCGUUCGAGAGAUGUGCCGUGAAAACGAGCGAAGACUCUAACUCUAAGGACUACAACUGUUAGCAGAAGAAACCGAACCCGACAUGACCAGCCGCCCUGGUGGGAGAGGCAGAGGAAGAGGAGGAGGGGCUCGCCCACCUCCUGGCCACUGUACUCGGUAUAAAUUCAAGGGGAAAUGUGAAAAGCGUUCCAACGGAGAACUGUGCCCUUACCGUCACGAUCUCGUGGCCAGGAAAACCUAUGAGCAGUGUUUGGAGAUCCCAUAAGGCCUAUCAGUUGGAAAUGUUGUAGGGAGAGGAGGUAGCAAUGUAAAGAAACUCUAUGCUAUCACAAAGUCAUGCUACAUUGAAGUUGAAAAGAAAAAGGUUUUGAUCAAUACAAAUGAACAGGGAAAGCUACCACAACUAAUAGAGAAAAUGCAGCAGAUUUUAUCCCAAGAGAGUUAUUAUGCAACAUCUCAAUGUUUCAUUAAUCCGCGGCGGGGAGCUACCAGGUACAAUUCCUACCAUUUCAGAGAGUUAGAUGGUCCAAUGCUACCAGUUCCGUCGACCACCAUGUAUGAACUAUAUGGAAGUCCAGAACAGGAAGGUGAGAUCGCUGAUGUUGUGAGCCCUGCAGAUAAGCCACCUGCUGAUCCACACACUUCACAGAAAAAGAAGAAAGCCAGAGCUACUGCAUCCAAGGGGGCUGAGCCAAUGGCAAAACCUCUGCUGCAUCUCAAUACUAAGGAGGAUGUCAGAGAUUGCUUAACCAGAAGUUUGCAGAUGCUGGUUGACGAAAAGGGCGAAAGAAAAUUUGUCAUUCAACUUUCUGCAAGGCUUGGAAAAGUUAUGUGGAGCCGGUUCAAAGGCAGUGUAUACAGAAAGGACUACAGUUUGGAAGGUUUAGUUCAGCUUCUCUCUAGCAAGAGUAGCAUGGGCAAGAAGAACUUCAACCCCAUUGUGGAGUCUGCUGGUGUUCGUCACUUGAGGUCUUCAUUUAGUGAGGCCUGGAGGGAGGAACCAGGCUUGAUAUACGUUUGGUCUUGCAGAGAAGCGUAA
This is a messenger RNA of Geodia barretti, 1134 nucleotides long. NCBI's taxonomy places the organism in Eukaryota, Metazoa, Porifera, Demospongiae, Tetractinellida, Geodiidae. The record is from the annotation of a GenBank genome assembly.